UACCAAUGAAACCAGCUGCCAAAUAUGUCCAUUUUACUCCCUGUCUGAACCAGCUUGGACGUAUUCAUAAAUCCUUUGAAAGAAGUUGGGGGGAACUGAUGGCAAAUUAAGAGGCAGUUACUUUUUGACUAUCGUUUGUUCUGUUUGGGAGUAUGAGUAGUGCUGAUGUCGUUACCGAAGAUUCAGCAAUGGCAACAGCUACUACGGAAGAGAGAGAUCGUCUUCCAGACAUCAGCAGUUCCUUCAGGAAUUUAGCAUUUUGUUGUGUCGGCUGCUUUCAAAGAAGAACAAAGUCAAAUUCUGUGAAAAAGGUGACAAAAAAGAAAAGAAAACAGAAGAUACCCCUGGCUGAUAAGGCUAGCAAGCAGGAGUGUCUUGAGAAUGGACAAGACUACCAUGAGCCUUUGCAUGAACGUGACCAUGGGGAUGCUUUGCUUUUACAUUUUAAGCCAUACAUCAAGGAAGUCAAAGGCAAUUUAAGUGCUGUGCCUGUAGACAAUUGCCACAAUGAAGAGAAGCAGGAGGAAAAGCACCUACAUGCAGUUUUCCUAAAUAUGCAGUAUAAGAAAAAGAAAAUAAAGAAGAAACAGGAUCACUUCAACAUGUUGUGCUCAAGCACAAGUCUUAUGAGCCCCAGGUCUGAGAGUGGACCUUACAAAGAAGAACAAAACUACCACCAUGCAAGAAACUGGGAGCAACUACCUACAAGACCUGUGCACCAUGGCACAUCGUCCCUAGGAGUAACCUUUGAAGAAGAUCAGCAAGAAAAUGUGAUUUUUGACAGUGCUCCUUACAAGGAGGAAAAGGACUACAAAAGUAUACCAAAAAAGGAGGAGCAAGAACCUAAGCAACACAUGAGGACUUCAUCCUUGGAAGUAACCUAUGAAAAGAAACAAAGCCAAAUGAGCUCUGAGUCUGAGGCUGCAUCGUACAAAGAGGACAACUAUGGAAGUGUACUGUACGAGAAGGAGCCACAGCCUAUGGGGCCAGAAUCUCGGAGUAUGUCAUCCCUGGCUAGAAACCUAGAGGAUGAAGAGCCGGUAAGGAAGGAAAAUACUAGCAGCCUAAGAGUAGUCCUCCCACAUUAUGAAGAAUGUAAGAAGAUGGGACAGCAUCACCAAGCCAACUUGAUCCCAGUCGUUCCCUGUGAUGACAAGAAGCAGCAGCAGGAUGCACAGAAUCAGCAGAAUAUUAUGCCCCAGAAUGACAGGGACAGGGAACUGCAGGAUGGACACAAGCCACAGAAGUUCAUCUCCUCGGGUGUUCCCCAUGCAGAGGAAGAACAGCAGAAGGGACAAGAUCUCCUAAACACCACAGUCCCAUGUGUGUCCCAAGACAAGGGGCAACAACAAGAAAGUCAAAAUCUCCUACCUAUGCUGCAUGACAAAGAGGAGGAGAUGAAACAAUCGGAAGUACAGGAACCCCUGAGCUCCGUAUCUCUGUUUGUGCCCUAUGAGGAAGGUGAGCAGGUCGAGGAAGGGGAGAAUCUCUUCACCUUCUUGUGCGAGUCUUAAGAGGAAACCAAGCAAAAGUGACAUAACCACCUUGGACAGACCUGGCCUGCGGGGAGCAGAAGACUCAGGAGGGACAUUCAUUUCUGUAUGAGAAGGUGGAAGAAACACAAAUUAACUGAAAACCUUUUAAUUGAAAAGCACAAUUUAGAGAGGGGAGAGAGUAAAACAAACUGCAACCAAUAGUUAAAUGUCAAUUGAUUCCACAGUUUAAUCCCUACAGCAGUAUGGUAAAGUAUUAAAGGACCUGUACUGCAGGCCUUCGGCACAGACGUAUUUCUGUAUUAGAUAAUUAAAAGACCAGCAUCUUCAAAAGAGAGUUCCCUGAAGACACACACACAAAAUAGUGACCUGAUUUUCUAUUCUGAACAGCUGUAGAUCCCAUUAAUGUCAGUGGAAGCUGCAAGUGCUCAACAAUUUUAAACCUCGAGUUAGGUAUCUUACUCCACAUUAAUGGCCCUAAAUAAGUGCCCUUGGUCUGAUUAGAGCAAGCACUAAGGACAAUCAAAAUUAUACACGAGGCUAUUACACAGCCAGCAGAAGAGCUAGAACAUACAACAAUGAUGAAAUCUGAAACGGGGACUAAGGGCAUGGCCCUGCACAAGUGAAA
Molecule: messenger RNA, 2121 nt
Organism: Gavialis gangeticus (Gharial)
Lineage: Eukaryota; Metazoa; Chordata; Crocodylia; Gavialidae
Exons: 2
Coding region: 153-1514 (453 amino acids)
Source: RefSeq, a predicted model, not a curated record